AUGCCGCUUCCACCAUCUCAUCCAAGCUCCCUCCCGGACUGGAGCAAUGUCCACGUCGUCCAUCGCAACACUCUCCCACCCCGAAGCAACUUCUACCUCUACGACACCGAAGCAGCCGCGCUCACGAGGGACGUUGGUAAAGCCAAAGCGCAAUGUCUCUCUGGGAAAUGGAAGUUCCACUGGUCCAAGUCACCAUUCGACGGGCCGCGCGACUUUUACAAGUCGGACUUCAAGGACACCUCUUUCAAGGAUAUAGUCGUCCCGGGAAUGUGGCAACUCCAAGGAUUCGGAAAGGGUCCGCACUACACCAAUAUCCUGUAUCCGUGGCCGGUGACCUCGUUCGAGGUUGAUGGGUCGUUUGCAAAUCACCAGCUGCGGCUGCGAUUCGAAGGGGUAGAUUCCUCAUUCACAGUAUGGCUUAAUGGGAAGGAAGUUGGGUAUUCGCAGGGCUCUCGGAAUCCUAGUGAGUUCGACGUGACGGAGCAUAUUCAAAUCGGCCGAGAGAAUCGCCUGGCCGUGGAAGUGUACCAGCGCUGCGACGGGAGCUACAUUGAGGACCAAGAUGAGUGGUGGCUCAGCGGCAUUUUCAGAGACGUUUACCUCCAUGCCUUUCCCAAAGUACACCCCGUCGACUUCCACGUCGUCACAGACUUGGACGACAGAUUCGAGAAUGCAACGCUGCGCGUCAAAGUCGACGUCAGCGCGUCUUGUGCCGUCCAACUGAAGCUCCUUGAUGCUACGACGCACGAGCAAGUUGUCGCGAAUACAAUCAAGGUUUCCAGCUCGGAUGAGUUCGAACUUGACGUCCCAAACCCGCACAAAUGGACCGCGGAGACGCCGUACCUAUACACCCUGGUGCUCAACUUUCUUGACGGCACCAAGUGCAGUCUGGUUCACCGCGUCGGAUUUCGAAAGACGGGCUUGAUAGACGGGGUAUUCUGCAUCAACGGGAGUCCCGUCAAGCUCCGAGGCGUCAACCGGCACGAGCACCACCCGGACCAUGGUCGUGCAGUGCCGUACGACUUUAUGCGUCGGGACCUGCUCAUCAUGAAGCAGUACAACAUCAAUGCCAUUCGCACAUCCCACCAGAUAAACGACCCGCGUUUGUACGACGUGGCUGACGAACUGGGCCUUUGGAUCCUCGACGAAGCGGACUUGGAGUGUCAUGGUUUCGGGGCAGUGGGCGGCGACGCGGCGAGCUACACCUCUGAUAAUCCUGCUUGGAAAGAGCAGUAUGUCGAUCGAGCACGACAGAUGGUUGCCCGAGAUAAGAACCACGCGUGCGUCAUCAUGUGGUCGCUUGGGAAUGAAUCAUUCUAUGGACGAAAUCACCAGGCCAUGUACGACGUUAUCAAGUCCAUGGAUAAUACCCGGCUGGUUCAUUAUGAGGGUGAUUGGAACGCGCAGACGGCGGACAUAUAUAGUCGCAUGUAUCCUGAUGUCGACUAUGUCGAGUCAGUUGCCAAAGAACGCGACUGGAAGAAACCACUAGUGCUUUGCGAAUUUUUGCAUUCCAUGGGCAACUCGGAGGGCAAUGCCAAGGAGUAUAUUGAUUUGUUUUACAAGCAUCCAAGGCUGAUGGGCGGCUUUGUAUGGGAAUGGGCCAAUCAUGGUCUUCGAACCAAGACUAAAGAUGGGGAGGAGUUUAUGGCGUAUGGUGGCGACUUUGGAGACGAACCUAACGAUUACAACUUUGUCAUGGACGGUUUAUUGUACUCUGAGCAUACGGUGAGUUCCAAUAUUGCCGAGUAUGCCAAGUCGAUCGAGCCGGUUCAAACACUGUCACUACAUCACCACAACAUUACAGUUGCGAAUCGUUAUGACUUUCUAGCGCUAGAUCAUUUGUUCGCAACUUGGUCUAUCGUUUCUGACGGGAAAGAAUUUGCAGGUGGCCGAGUCAAAAUACCUACAGGUAUAAGCCCACAUACGGAGGCUGUUGUGACGGCCGAGGGGUUUCACAACGGAAUGUUGAAAGAGGUGCAUGGCGAAGCGUAUUUGCAACUCAAAUUUCAAAUGAAACACGAGACAAAUUGGGCACCUGCUAAUCACCAAGUUGCCACCGGAGAGCUCCGGGUGUCGCGACCGUUGUCUGUCAAUGCUAUUCAGUCUAUUGAGCCGCCGAUGCCGAAAUCAACCUUGCAAAUGGCGUCAGACUCGCAUGUUAACAUUUCUUCUGCGUCCGGGAGCUCAACAUGGGCUAUAGACACGGCGACAGGCACCCUUGUAAGUUGGAAACGUAGAGACAAUCCCACUCCUGAAAUAAUCAGCCAGCCCAUUACCAUGGACUUUUAUCGUGCUUUGACGGACAACGAUCGCGGCGGCCAUGGGCGAGAGUGGAUAGACAGCAGACUGCAUCAAACAUCUACGCAUGUCAAGCAGGUUCAAUUCCGCGAAGUCCAGGAUGGCAUUACGGUGGAAAUAAAACAGAGGAUCGCCCCUCCUGCUCUUCUGUGGGCGGUUGACACCAUAUGGACGUAUCACUUCCGAGGAGAGUCGCUCGCCAUCAAUGUCAAAGGAAAGCCACACGGCUUGGGUCUGCCAUCGACAUUUGCACGGAUCGGUAUCACCCUGGGCCUUGCUGGGGCAGACCGAGCGAAAUGGUGGGGCCGCGGCCCGGGCGAGUCAUAUCGAGAUAAAAAAUACUCCCAAUUAUUCGGAAAUUGGGAGUCGACUGUUGACCAUCUGUGGGUUGAUUACGAGUUUCCUCAGGACGGUGGGAACAGGACCGACGUUCGUUGGGUUGAGAUUCUCGGGCCCACGGGGCGUCUUCUGAGGGCCAAUUUUGGCGAUCUAGAUGGUGCAAGCUUUUCAGCCAUGCAUUACUCAACAAAGGAUAUUGACAGCUGCACGCAUCCGUAUGAGCUGCACAAGCGGAAACGCGACGACACGGUUGUAAGACUUGACUGGGUACACCAUGGGUUGGGUACUGGCUCGUGCGGCCCAUGGACUCUGCCGCGGUAUUCGUUGAAAACUGAUCAUGAGUUCAGUUUCGAUAUUCUUUUGGACUAA
Molecule: messenger RNA, 3009 nt
Organism: Metarhizium acridum CQMa 102
Lineage: Eukaryota; Fungi; Ascomycota; Sordariomycetes; Hypocreales; Clavicipitaceae
Source: RefSeq, a predicted model, not a curated record